Chrysoperla carnea is the source of this 7772-nucleotide messenger RNA. It is a transcript of the gene ash1, whose product is annotated as histone-lysine N-methyltransferase ash1. NCBI's taxonomy places the organism in Eukaryota, Metazoa, Arthropoda, Insecta, Neuroptera, Chrysopidae. Gene Ontology annotation, molecular function: chromatin binding; histone methyltransferase activity; DNA binding. The transcript has 14 exons. Gene Ontology annotation, cellular component: nucleus. Bases 262 to 7704 code for a protein of 2480 amino acids. The record is from RefSeq and is a predicted model, not a curated record.
AUUUACAUUCAUUUAUUAACAUAAAUAAGUAAAAUUAAUGUUUCCAUAAGCGUAUACAGUUUAUAUAAUUAGUAUUCAACGAUUAUAGAUAAGAAUAUAUAACGGUUUUUCGAUUAGUAUACAGACACUGAGGACACGACAGAUGUUCUUCGAAUGUUUGGCGCUCAAUCUUCAUUUUAACAAUUAUGUGAUUAUUAAUGAUGUUUGAAGUUUAUAAUUUCGUUUUCAUUUAAAUAUGCAGAAUAAAGUGACGGAAAGACGAUGGCCGUAAACGAGCCUGGUUCUGCUAGUGGUGGUGGUGUCACUGAUUUACUCAGUGGAUGGUCUUUUGUUGUACAUCGACCAAGUGAAGAUCCUGAACCAUCCAGUUUACCCAGUACAGUCGAUAUAACGGCGUUUAGUUCGGGACCAAGUGAACAUCAGGAGCCGCCUACAAACGAUUGUCAACCUUGUUCAGACUCUGAUUCAGAUUCAGAUACGGAUAAUUCGGGAUCAGAAGGGUCAGGAUCAUGCAGUGGCACGUCAUCAGACAGCGAAAGCUCGAGUUCCAGUCAAUGUUCGUCUCCGGAGAGCUCACCAUCGUUCAAUUUGACUAGCAUGCAAACUGGUGGAUUAAAAUUGAAAAUUGCUGUUAGAAAAUCACCGGAUCGAAUUGAAACUAAUGAUGUUGAACGACCAGUAGAAUCUACGACGAAUAUUAAUGCAGACGAAAGAGUAAGCACCACUGAUAGAUCAUCCGGAUCAAAUAGUGCAUGUACAGACAGUGAUUCGGAUACAGAAUCUCAAUCAACUACCACAAAAAGUGAUGUGUCUGAACGAAAAGAAACAACUCCAAAUAGUACUCGAAAAUCUCGUGAUUUAAAUAAAUCUGCUACAAAAAACAAUAAAAUUAAUAACAAUGAUGGUAAAACUAAUAAAAAUGAUGCACGACCAUCACGGAAAACUUCUAAGCCGUUGGCAAAACGUCGUCGAGUUCGUGUUCAUUCACAAGGACGGAGUAAAGGUGGAGGCGAAUCAUCGUCCGAUGAGAGUGAUCAUAAAGAUGGUGAAGAAUCUGAAUCUGACGCAAACAGUGCUAUGUUGGCAGCUUCAUGUAGUUUACAAGAAAUACGCCAAGAAGAUUUGGCGGCUAUUUUACCUGAUCAACAAGAAUGUGAUGCUUUUGGUGGCUUUGAGUGUGAGUCUCGAACUGGAAAAGGAACAUUAAUUAAUGAAACAGAUAAUUCCGAUUCAGAUAUGGAAUUAUCCCCACAAUAUGUGAAUGCAGCUAUUCAACGAGCUACAGAAAUCGCAAGUGAUACAGAAACUUGUCCAUCAACACAACCAAUGCUUUAUGCAAAUUCAUUGUUACAACAAUUUGAAGCACAGACACAAAUGUUGAGUACACCAACUCAAAAUCCACAGCUAAAAGAGAUUGGUAGUUCAUGUCCAAUUGUCCCACCUUCUUCUAAAGAGGACAAAACAGAUUCCUCAUCAACAGUUAUCGAUUACAAUACAAAACGAAAACGUGGUCGACCGCGCAAACUCAUUAAACAAGAAACAACAGAAACAAUUAUUUCAAAACCUACAAAUACAUCACAAGAACGAAAACCAAGUACAAAAAUAAUUACAGAAACAGAAACGGGAUCAACACAUUCCAAUGUUCAGGAAUAUACAACCGAACCGAAUGUAUCACCCGAUUCUGGUAUUCAAGAAAGUCCAGAACAUGCGUCUAGUCCACCUCCAAGUCCAAUACCUAGUAAAUCAAUUAAAGUUGAAGAAUCAAAAACGGAAACUAAAACGAAAGAACAAAAAACAGUUGAAAAACCGAAAGUACCAAUUAGUAGGCAUAGUUUUGAUCGAAUGAUUUAUGCAAAUGCAGAUCGAGUUUUAUAUCCUCCAAGACGAAAAGUUGGACGACCUCCAACAAAAUCAGUAGCUAGACGUCCUGGACGACCACCUAAAAUAAAAACAAAACAAGCUACACCCGAAACGGAAAAUAUUCAACCGAAUAUACCGAAUAAAACAAUCUCAAAAGAUACAAAAUCUCAUCUUAAAUUAGACAAAGCUCAAAAAAAUUGUAAAGAUAAUGGUAAAAUAAAAAAUAGGAAUAAAUUAUCUGAGAAAGAUCUAUUAAAAUUAGAUAGUCUUAGUAUAGGGAAAAUAAUUAGUGAUAAGUCAAAAGAUAAGGAUGAAAGCUGUGAUAAUAAAAUGAAAAAACGACUUGAGCUCUCUUCAAACAUUGUUCCAACGAUGAAUAACAACAAAGUUGUGUUGGGACGUAAAAAAAUGAAUAAUUUUAUUAAAUCCGUUACAUAUCCAAUUCAUAGCAAACAUCGACAUCAUCACAAACACCAUAAGAAUCGACAUCAUCGAAUACUUGUUCAACAUCGUGCUGAGAAAAAAACCAGCAUUGAUCCAAAAAUUGUUAAUGAAAUCGACAAAUUGGUCACGGAUUUCAUAAAAUAUUGUAAUAUUGGCUCCAAUCGUUUAUUCAAUAACAAAGUACCUGAGAUAUUUAAAUGUGUGAAGCGUGUAUCAAAAAAACGUAAGGGUUCCGAUAAUGUGGAUGGACGUAAGAAGAAAAAACAGUGUAAUGUUAAUAACGUGACUAGUGGAUCAGAGGGCAAAGAUCCAAAUUCUAAUGAACAACGAUUACCAUUGAAAAAACGACAUUAUCAUGUUUCUUCAAAUGGUCCAGAAAAUAUUUCGACAAGUUCGGUUGAUUCGUUUAAAGCUGCUGAUUCAUCCGAUGUUGACUUAUUAUCAACAAAACAAAUUAAAUCCGAUCCUAGUGAACCUGUAACGCCAACUAUUCCCAAAAAUUUGAGUUCAGUUUUACCGAAUUCUAAUACUUCAUCAAUUGUUCCAAAAGCUACGAAUAAUUGUCCUGAAGUUGUUGUAAAGUCUGAACAAGAUAUUCAUAUUCAGGAAGCUAUUGAAGCGUGUAUACAUAAAUAUACAACUCCAACAUCGUCUUCAGGGACAGCUAGUAGUAACGAUGUUGAACAAGAUACAAAUAAAACAGAUCCUGUAAAUUUAUCAGGACAUUUAAAGGGAAUAACAGCGACAACGCCGAAAAAACGGCAUAAACUUGAAGCAGAACCAUUAUCCACUACAAUUGAAAAAGAAAAUAAUGAAACAAAAACAGUAAAAAAUUUAAAUAUUUCAUUGGAAAAUAUCAAACAAGAAAAUUUGAACAAUAAUACUGAAAUGUUACCUGAAAAAGAUUUAAAAAUCCCCUUAGUACAAUGUGACGAGCAUAAUAUUAAAAGUAAGAAAGCAUCAAAAUUAUUGGAGACAGUGGCGCAAAUUAAAACACGAAAAAAGAAUCGUUUAGAAGAUUUAACAUCAAAUCUAGUUUCAAAAAUUACUCCAGCCACUGAGGCUUUAGAUAGUUUAUUAAUUAAUAAUCAACGGAAGAGUGGGAAAAAAAUUGAUGUUAGUACAAAGAAAAAUUCAUCUCCGGUACAUCGAGCGACAGUCAUUAAAUCUCCACCAACUAGAAAAUUAAAAUUAACAAAUACAGAAAAUUUAGCUGAGCUAGAUGCGAAUAUUGUUUCGGAUAAACCCACAGGAAUCUUUUUACCCACUAUUGAUAUCGAAUUACAUAUCCCUGCGUCGACAAUUCGAACCACCAGUGGAGAUCAAAAUACAAACGAAAAUAAACCAGCAGAGAAAUUUGUAGAUGCUCAUAAUCUACGUCAGAAAAAAUGUGAUGAUAGUAAAGUUGUCCAAAAUUUAUCCUCUGACGGUAAAAAGAAAAAGGAUAAAGAAAAGGAUAAAGAUAAAACAGCAAAAAUGGAAGAAAAAGAUAAAGUGAAGGAUAAAAAUGCAAAAGUUGACGUUAAAGAAAAAAUCACAAUAAAAAUUGACGAAAAAACUAAAGUUAAAGAGAAACUUUCACCUAAAAUAGACGAGAAAAAUAAGAUUAAGGAAGCUAAAAUUGAGGAAAAAAAUAAGAUUAAGGAAGCUAAAAUUGAUGAAAGAAAUAAGAUUAAAGAAGCAAAAAUUGAAGAGAAAAAUAAACUUAAAGAGUCUAAAAUGGAUGAAAAAAAUAAAAUUAAGGAGUCUAAACUUGACGAGAAAAAUAAGAUCAAAGAGUCAAAAAUUGAUGAGAAAAAUAAAAUCAAGGACUCAAAAAUUGACGAGAAAAAUAAAAACAAAGACUCGAAAAUUGAUGAAAAGAUUAAAUUAAAAGAAGCAAAAAGUGAGGAAAAAAAUAAAAUCAAGGAAGCAAAAAUUGAUGAGAAAAAUAAAGUUAAGGAGUCAAAAAUUGAUGAGAAAAUUAAAACUAAAGAGAAAAUUGUAGAUGAGAAAAAUGACACACAGAUUGAUGAAAAAGUAAAAGAAAAGUUAUUAGUACCUGUAAUAAAGAAGGAAAGCAAUGAAAUACAAAAAAAACGGACACGUCGAAGAAAAGCUAUUAAUCGUACCGGUUUUCCAACAGUUAAGAAAAAGAAGAAAAAAAUUCUUCCAAUUGUAACGAGUACAGAAGUUGUUAAGUCUGUCUCAGAAAUAAGUGAGAAUGUUUAUGAUCGAAUUCCUAGAAUUGAUGAGAUGGCAUCGAAUUUUUUGGAACGUACUCUUGGAAAACAAAAAACUGAAAUUAAAAAUGAAAAAGAGUCUAAUGAAACACCAUCAAGUACAAAUGAAGAUAAUAUUCAUCACGUAAUUCCCGAAAAAGAGAUUAUUGAAUCAACUCAAGAAACUACAACAAUUUUAAAUGGUACAGAAUUACGACCGAAACGACAAGCAACACAAAAAGUCGAAUUAAAGAGAAAACGUGAACGUAGCACUGAUUCUGUAUCCGAUAAACGGAAACGAGAGCGAAGUCUUGAUUCCGUUUCAGAUAAAAAUAGUACAAUUAGUAAUCAUAAACGAAGGACGUUAAGGGAUUUAUCACCCGCUAGUAGUAUAGAACCGUUGCCAUCUGAUAAACGUAUUCGACCGGAUGACACGACUAGUGCCUCUGGCGAUGAUAUUAAAAAAUCGAAAAAACCACCGAGAUGGAGAAAGAAAUAUUUAAUUGCUGGUUUAUUCUCCGAUUAUUACAAAGAAGAUGAGUCUUCUAAAUCGGAACAACCAAUUAUAAAUAAUAAAACAAAAUUGGUAUAUCUUCGUGAAGAACAUCCUCAUGGCUUAUUACCACCUCCUUAUCAUUGUGGAAAAUAUUUACGUACUAGAAAACAACAUUUUCAAUUACCCUACGACAUUUGGUGGCAACAUACUCAUUCAAAACUACCUAACAGAGAAGCUGUACCAUCAUGGAAUUAUCGAAAAAUACGAACAAAUGUGUAUUGUGUACGUCCUACAACGGGUGCCUGUGAACCACAACCAUGUAAUUGUAGUGAGAGUUCUGGUUGUGGUGAUGACUGUAUUAAUCGUUUAGUUCUCGCUGAAUGUCCGGCAACACAUCGUUGUAAGAAUCAACGGAUACAAAAACACGAUUGGGCACCUGGAUUGGAUAAAUUUAUGACUGAAGAUAAGGGUUGGGGUGUUCGUACAAAAUUACCUAUUAAAGCUGGUGAAUUUAUACUCGAAUAUGUUGGAGAAGUUGUAUCUGAUCAAGAAUUUAAACAAAGAAUGGCGUCUCGUUACGCAUAUGAUACACAUCAUUAUUGUUUGCAUUUAGAUGGAGGCCUUGUUAUUGAUGGUCAUCGAAUGGGCGGAGAUGGACGAUUCGUAAAUCAUUCAUGCCAACCAAAUUGUGAAAUGCAAAAAUGGUCUGUAAAUGGACAGUUUCGAAUGGCAUUAUUUGCUUUACGGGAUAUUCAUCCUUUCGAAGAACUUACUUAUGAUUAUAACUUUUCAUUAUUUAAUCCCGCCGAAGGGCAGACUUGUAAAUGUAAUAGUGGAAUUUGUCGCGGUGUUAUUGGUGGUAAAUCACAGCGUGUAAAACGCGAAACAAUAGUAAAUGCGCGAAGCAAUACACCUCAAGAAGUUAAGGGAGAGAAUGGAAAUGGAAGUGGGCGUGUUGGACGUCCACGAAAAAAUCAAGCACGACGCACAACAACUGGCUCGAAAGAUUCCGCGUCUGAUAAAACUACAUGUCCAAUCAUAUCGGCAUCAACUGGGGCCGCUGCUAUUUUACCACAAAUGAGACCGUUAACAAAUCAGCAAAAAACAUUUAUCGCCGAACGGCAUUGCUUUUUGUUGAAGAAUAUUGAAAAGGUGAGAAAAAUAAGAGAUCGGUCUGCAAGUUUAGUAUCACGAUCAUCUUCACAAGUCCUAGAAAAUUCGAAUAUAGGAUCAGCAUUUAUAAAUCAUUUAAAUGCAUUGCGUCAACCACGUAACAUAAGAACUCGUCGAUUAGCACAAGCAGAAGGUGAUCCUGAAUUAACUAAAACAGCACGACUUGCAGAAAUAUUUAGAGAAUUAUUAAGUUCAGUUACAAGCGCGAAAGAUGAGAAAAAUGAAUCGCUAAGUGCACCAUUUAUGACGUUACCAUCAAAACGUAAAGUGCCCGAUUAUUAUACAAAAAUUACCGAUCCCAUUGAUUUAUCAAUCAUUGAACAAAAUAUUGACAAUGGAUUAUAUCGUACAGUGGAAUUGUUUGAUAAUGAUAUGAAUAGAUUAAUUGAUAAUGCUGUGAAAUUUUAUCAUCGUACGUCAGAGCUUGGCAUUGCUGCAACACGAUUACGGAAAGUGUAUGGUGAAGCAAAAUUACAAUGUUUGAAUAAACUACAAGAGAUUUUAGGUGAAAAACCAUAUGCAAGUUUUGUUACUACCCAAAAUCCAGGUGAAGAAGAAGAAGAUGUAAUUCGAUGUAUCUGUGGAUUAUAUCGGGACGAAGGACUGAUGAUACAAUGCGAACGUUGUCUUGUUUGGCAGCACUGUGAAUGCGUUAAAGCCGAUGUAAAUGCACCUAGUUAUCAUUGUGAACGAUGUCAACCUCGUGACGUCGAAUAUGAAAUUCCAUUAGAUGAAUACACUGAACAUGGACACAGGUAUUAUUUAUCACUUAUGCGAGGUGACCUUCAAUUGCGUCAAGGGGAUACAGUUUAUGUCCUCCGUGACAUUCCGAUUGAAGGAACCGAUAAAAAACAUACAUACGAAACAAUUGGUGAUAUUGAAUUCACCGAAUUAGAUAUAUUCCGAAUAGAACGGUUAUGGAAGGAUAAAGAGACUGGUAAACGAAUGGCGUAUGGACAUCAUUAUUUGAGACCGCAUGAAACGUAUCAUGAACCUACACGAAAGUUUUUCCCAAAUGAAGUAAUGAGAGUGCCAUUAUAUGAAGCAGUACCCGUUGAAUUAAUUAUGUCUCGAUGUUGGGUACUGGAUAUAAAUACAUAUUGUAAAGGUCGACCAAUUGGUGCACCAGAAGAACAUAUUUAUAUAUGUGAAUAUCGUGUCGAUAAGAGUGCACGAUUAUUUAGUAAAGUAUCAAAUAAAUCACAUUAUCCAAUAUGUACAAAGAGUUAUGCAUUUGAAAAGUUUAAGACACGAUUAAAAGUUAGUCGUACAUAUGCACCACAUGAAGUUGGUAAAGUAAUUGUUAAGCCUAGAGGAAGACGAGCACAAGAUGGAGAAGAACCACCUCCUAGGAAAGUUGAAUCUCGAACAUUAGCAAUACAUGUACCAGUUAUGCGUACACGUGAAGAAAAGAAAACCCGUUUGAAUGGAAUACUUUUAAAAUUAUUAGCAAAAUUGCCAAUCAAACAGCCAUUAGAUGUAUCAUACUUGUUAGAAGCCGGUAGACGCCGUAAAAAAAUACAAUCUUGACGGUCUGUAUGUAAACGAUGUUAAGGAAAAAACUUAGUGUGGCAAUAUAAUGUUUAUGUUUCACCCCC